GUGGCGACCCGUGGGCGCGAGACCCACUACGGUCCCGCGGCCCUCGCGCGUUGCGGCGGGAGCGACUGGGCUGCGCGGCAUGGCCGGGGCCUAAGUUUCCCCAGCUAUUAAGUGUAGCGCUACUCGUAGGGCGGCCUUGAGGAGACCGCGCCGUAGUGGGAACUGUCGGGACAGCUCACGGCUUUUGGCUGCACUGGGGUCUCCGAGGCUCCGUCUCCCAGAGUCGGUGGCGGCCGGGCAGCGGGACCCCCAUUGCACAGUGCUUGGUGGGCAUACUGACGCAUGGGGACGCCAUUUCCCAGGAUGCUUCGCGUGGCGAAGGGGAACUCCAUCUCCUAGACUGCCGUGUGUGUGGCUUCAACAUCUCCGAGUGCCCCACGAGCGGCCUGACGGAGGAUACUCCUAAGAAUGCACCGCGGACGGCCUGACAUGUAGGCGGGGACUCCAUUCUCCCAGAAUGCCCCGCGAGAGCCGUGAAGGUGGCGGGGGCUUAAAUCUUCCCCUGUGCCCCUCCGGCCCCUGAUGGGGUUGAGGGAAAAACUCCAACUCCCAGAACGCUCCGCGGCCAGCAUGACGCGGGUAGGGAGGCGCCUCCAUCUCCCAGAAUGUACCAGGAGCGGCAUGACGUAAGGAAGGGACUCCAUCUCCCAGAGUGCCCCAUGGCGGCCGGGCGGCGGCAGUGGCCGCAACCGACCCGCCGAGACUAGACGCUCCGGUCUCUCGCCCGCACCGGGGUGGAAGGUCUCGCUGGAUGGUUUCCGGCUACGGCGCGAUGGAUAGCCCCGAGGUGACCUUCACGCUGGCCUACCUGGUCUUCGCCGUGUGUUUCGUGUUCACGCCCAAUGAAUUCCACUCGGCUGGGCUUACGGUGCAGAACCUGCUGUCAGGCUGGCUGGGCAGCGAGGACGCCGCCUUCGUGCCCUUCCACCUGCGCCGCACGGCCGCCACACUGCUUUGCCACUCGCUGCUGCCGCUCGGCUAUUACGUGGGUAUGUGCUUUGCUGCCUCAGAAAAGCGGCUCUACUCCCCCAGCCAGGCCCCAGAGGCCUGGCGGCUCUUUCUCCUGAUGGCCGUGACCCUACCUUCCCUCACCUGCACCCUCAUCUACUACUGGUCCUUUGACCAGUGGGCCCGCCACCCACUGGCCCGCACCUUGGCACUCUACGCCCUCCCGCAGUCAGGCUGGCAGGCUGUGGCCUCUUCCAUCAACACUGAGUUCCGGCGGAUCGACAAGUUUGCCACUGGGGUGCCAGGCGCCCGAGUGAUCGUGACAGACACAUGGGUGAUGAAGGUGACCACUUACCGUGUGCACGUGGCCCAGCAGCAAGAUGUGCACCUGAUUGUGACAGAGUCGCGGCAGCAUGAGCUCUCACCAGAUUCCAACCUACCGGUGCAGCUCCUUACCAUCCACGUGGCUAGCGCCGGCCCGGGUGUGCAGGCCUUUGACAUUCGGCUAAACUCGGCAGAGUAUGGGGAACUGUGUGAGAAACUUCGAGCACCAAUUCGCAGCGCAGCCAAUGUGGUCAUCCGCCAGAGCCUGGGCGACCUGUUCCUGGAGACGUUCGCCUCCUUGGUGGAGGUCAACCCAGCCUACUCGGUGCCAAGCAACCAGGAGCUGGAGGCAUGCAUUGGCUGCAUGCAGACGCGUGCAAGUGUGAAGCUGGUGAAGACCUGCCAGGAGGCGGCUGUGGGCGAGUGCCAGCAGUGCUACUGCCGCCCCAUGUGGUGUCUCACCUGCAUGGGCAAGUGGUUCGCCAGCCGUCAGGACCCGCAGCGCCCAGACACCUGGCUGGCCAGCCGUGUGCCCUGCCCUACCUGUCGUGCCCGCUUCUGCAUCCUGGAUGUGUGCACUGUGCGCUGAGCAGCUGGCCGGGACCUCGGGCCUGCCCCAUGCCCCAACAGCCCUGGGGCAUGACAGAGCAGCCAGGCCUCCACUGCCAAGGGCUCUAGUCAAAGCACACUCAAUCUGCAGUGUCUGCCUCUGCCUUGAGGGCAGGCUGGGAACUUUUGUUUAAAAAGAAAUUCUUGUGGAAACACUGCCCCCCCGUGGUAGUGGGAAGGGUCUUCACACCUCUUCCCUUCCUCCUUCACCUGUCUCCAGGUAGGGGCGAAUAUUGGACACAGAGCCAUCUUUUGGGAGACCCUGGGAUCUGCUCCAGCUGGUCGUCAGCUGGGCCACUUGCCUUAAAUUUUUGCAGCACAUCUGUCUCUCGGUUUUGUGCCAGACUCAGAUUCACCCGGGUAGCUGUGGUCUGUUCUCCCAUUGCUUCCUAGAACUGGCCGUCCUGAGUAGGCCCCUCCCCAACUACAGAGGCUGCUUGGAGUCCCUAGUCAGAGCCUGACGGUGGGGGUGGAGAAGAGCGCACACUGCAGCGUGGGAGUACUCCUGGGCUUCCUGGUGGGAGGUGAUGGGAGGGCAGGUCAAGGCGGCCCUCAUUCACUCAUGGGGCCACCUGCCUCUGGAAGGGCACCUGCCCUGGUGCCUACUGCUGCCCUCACAAGUCUAAGGAAGGCUGAGGCCUCAGACUCUUGGUGGGGAGUGGGGGCCAGAAAUCUGUCCUUCCCAGGAAUGCACAUUGGGCUUGCCAUUACUGCGGGCUCUGCCUGAUUCAGAAGGGGUUACCCCCUGUGGUCAAGGCUUUGAUGGGUACAGGUGAGGGAGCAGGGAAGAUGCUGACCAGGCCCCAAGCACAGCUCUUUGACACAGGUGGCAGAUGGCCCUAAACCCCUAAGCUUGGCUGUUUCAAGUAGGGGUGACAGCUUCAGCUGGCCUGACUUGCCCAAGGCUACACCUGGCCCCGGGAUUUGGGAGCAGAGAAAACUCAGCUUUUCUCUGGGCUCUUCCGGCUGCUUAGGGGCAGUAGUCAGGAGCCAGACUCAGUCUCACUCCAGAGUUUCAAGGGCCAAGGAGGGGCCAGAUGGUUAGGGGUUAUUUUUACUACAAGAGAAGUUACUUAGUUUUAUAGGGACAAAUCUGUUGUAGUUAAAUGACGCAGUACUUAAUAAAAUGUUAGUCUGAAGAGA
Molecule: messenger RNA, 3024 nt
Organism: Otolemur garnettii (small-eared galago)
Lineage: Eukaryota; Metazoa; Chordata; Mammalia; Primates; Galagidae
Gene: TMEM129
Product: transmembrane protein 129
Exons: 4
Coding region: 752-1861 (369 amino acids)
Biological process (GO): protein ubiquitination
Cellular component (GO): membrane; endoplasmic reticulum
Molecular function (GO): ubiquitin protein ligase activity
Source: RefSeq, a predicted model, not a curated record